Messenger RNA from Olea europaea var. sylvestris, 1071 nucleotides. Its product is annotated as 40S ribosomal protein S3-2-like. Gene Ontology annotation, cellular component: cytosolic small ribosomal subunit; nucleus. Bases 86 to 802 code for a protein of 238 amino acids. The record is from RefSeq and is a predicted model, not a curated record. Gene Ontology annotation, molecular function: RNA binding; structural constituent of ribosome. The transcript has 6 exons. NCBI's taxonomy places the organism in Eukaryota, Viridiplantae, Streptophyta, Magnoliopsida, Lamiales, Oleaceae. Gene Ontology annotation, biological process: translation.
UUAUUCUCCGCUUUAGGGUUUCGAUGCUACACUACUGAAUAGAUAGAAACCACAUCCAAAAGCGGCCGCUGGCGGGAGGAAAACCAUGGCUACUCAGAUGAGCAAAAAGCGAAAGUUUGUAGCGGAUGGAGUUUUCUUUGCGGAAUUAAACGAAGUGCUGACUCGAGAACUGGCCGAGGAUGGGUACUCUGGUGUGGAGGUUCGAGUAACUCCUAUGCGUACUGAGAUCAUUAUUCGUGCUACUCGUACCCAAAACGUUCUUGGAGAGAAGGGCAGGAGGAUUAGAGAACUGACUUCAGUUGUUCAGAAGCGUUUUAAGUUUCCAGAGAACAGCGUGGAACUUUAUGCCGAGAAAGUUAACAACAGGGGUCUUUGUGCCAUUGCUCAGGCAGAGUCAUUACGAUACAAGCUACUUGGAGGUCUUGCUGUUCGGAGGGCUUGCUAUGGUGUCGUAAGGUUUGUCAUUGAGAAUGGGGCAAAGGGAUGUGAGGUUAUUGUAAGUGGAAAGCUCCGUGCACAGCGUGCCAAGUCCAUGAAGUUCAAGGAUGGGUACAUGAUAUCCUCGGGUCAGCCUGUCAAGGAGUAUAUUGAUUCAGCCGUGCGCCAUGUUCUACUUAGACAGGGUGUGAUUGGUAUUAAAGUCAAAAUUAUGCUCGAGUGGGAUCCCAAGGGCAAGCAAGGGCCAACUACACCUUUACCUGAUGUGGUUACUAUUCACCCUCCCAAGGAAGAAGACUACGUUCCUCAGACUGAGUACGUGCACGCUCCUCAGACUGCAGUCGCACCAGUUGAAGUCGCAUAAAACCUUCAAGAUUUUAUUUACCCGAAGAUGUCUUAUAUUUUGUGGUGACUAGCAUUGUUUCUGUACUCUGCUCUCUGUCGAAUACUACUAGAUAGUACGAGGCAUUGUUUCCAAGUUUCUAUUUUGACUUUUAAUCAUUUAAUUUUGUUCGCCCCGCUUUUUAUGAUAAACUUCAGCUUUACAUUGUGAUAGGCACUUCUUGUUUUGCUUAAUUAUAGUGCCAGAUUAAUAAUCCAAAUUUGGUUAUUAGAUUGCAAAUUUUUGUUUGA